Molecule: messenger RNA, 2226 nt
Organism: Pelobates fuscus (common spadefoot toad)
Lineage: Eukaryota; Metazoa; Chordata; Amphibia; Anura; Pelobatidae
Gene: ST6GALNAC4
Product: ST6 N-acetylgalactosaminide alpha-2,6-sialyltransferase 4
Exons: 6
Coding region: 224-1084 (286 amino acids)
Biological process (GO): oligosaccharide metabolic process; ganglioside biosynthetic process
Molecular function (GO): alpha-N-acetylgalactosaminide alpha-2,6-sialyltransferase activity
Source: RefSeq, a predicted model, not a curated record
UCACUUCCUGUGACUAACAUCUCCCAGCCAUGUCCCCAUCACCGCUGCCCGUUAGCUUCUAUGGAUUAACCUCACCGGGCUCCCAGCCUCAACCUUAAUACUCUGCUGAAGCUGCGUUCAGCCCCAGCUCUAUGGAUCACUGUGCAAUGUAAACACAAGCCUCUUUCUAUCUGGACCAGGUCUGUCUGCUGUCCAUACCUGUGAACUGUCUGUCUGGGUAAAAAUGAAGAUCUUGGCCCGUGUGUGCGCAGGGUGCCUGCUGCUGUGCAUUAUUCUAUGGUUGUGCUGGAUCAACAUCAAGGAACAUGCUGAUAGUCCUCCUCCCUUCGUAACGCGUGCACUUCAGCUUUGGGGAUACAGCCGGCUCCCAGAUGGCGAGCCUUUGGUCAGGAGUUCUUGCGGAACUUGUGCCGUGGUCUCCAGCUCUGGACAAAUGCUUGGCUCCGGCCUGGGGCAUGAAAUAGAUCAAGCCGAAUGUAUCCUGCGCAUGAACAUUGCCCCCACGGUGGGUUACGAGUCAGACGUGGGCAGCCGCAGUACCCUGAGAGUUGUAUCUCACACCAGUGUCCCCCUCCUGCUUCGCAACCAGACGUACUUCUUCCAGCAGUCUCAGGACACCAUGUACGUGAUCUGGGGACCGCCCCGGCAGAUGAACAUCGAUAGCGGAAUCACCUAUCGAGCUUUGCAACAGGCGAAAGGAAGAUAUCCUAGGGUGCAAAUCUAUACACUGACACAGAACAUGAUGGUGCAUUGUGAUCAAAUCUUUCAGAAUGAAACCGGGAAGAAUAGGGCGAUGUCCGGCGCCUUCCUCAGUACUGGUUGGUUCACCAUGAUUUUGGCUAUGGAGCUGUGCGAAGAGAUUUCCGUGUAUGGUAUGGUGAGCGAAAACUACUGCAGAGAACAUUCACACCCUCCUGUGCCUUAUCACUAUUACGAAAAGGGUCGGCUGGAUGAGUGCAGUAUGUACAUGAUACACGAGAGAGCUUUACGGGGAGCACAUCGAUUUAUCACAGAGAAAGCAAUCUUUUCCCGUUGGGCCCACAGGAAACGGAUCCAUUUUACACAUCCAUCUUGGGAGUCUUGAAUUAAAGACCCUCACCAGCUCCAGUUUACAUCUCAAGUAGAAAAACCUCCAUGAACCUCAACAAAUGUUAAACCGGUCACUCGAUAUUUUGGGUGGGAUUGUACAAUUCUGUCUGUACCCUACGACAAAAGCUUACAAUCUAUUCUGUGAAUACUGAAACACAGAGGGUUAAGCACCUCAGCACCCUCCUAAAAGCACAGGCAUCCUGUGUGUACGGACAAUCUCCCAAUGCAGAGGAUACCUCUUGUUCUGGAUUUCCCACUAAUCGAUUUGCACAGGUUGGACUUCCAGCCACAAAGUUCCAAGUUCCGAUUGAAACCAUGUUCCUCCAGAGAUUCAGAAGAGAGCUGUUGGGCUGGAUUUCUCACUAAUCGAGUUGCACAGAUGCCGUGGGACCUCCAGUUACCCAGGUCCUAUAUUCAGACUGAAACCAUGCUAUUUCAGGAGAGAUGGGGAUAGUUCUUGUCUUGGAUAUCCCACUAAUUGAGUUGGACAAGUGCACUGACCCUUGGCCAUCCAAUUUCUAAGUUCAAAUUGAAACCACUUUCCUACGGGAUAGCAGAUCUACAUAGCCAGGUGCCACUGAAAUCUCUAGAGCAACAGUCUUCAGAAAGGCAAAACACAAAGAUGUGAUAUCCUGUCCUUGGUCUAUGGCACAGCAAGAUAAAACCCACCUCAAGCAGCAGUCCGUAACUCUCUGUUGAUUUCUUCUUUUCCUUAAAAAAAUUGUGUUACACGAGGGUGCAUGAAAGCAAUACAUGCUCUUUUAUUGUGCAAUAUAAAUCCUUUAAUUAAUAGACAGUGCGUACCGUACUGGUACAUAAAUGCCCGGCCGGUUAUCCAAUUGCAACCAGUGAUGAAGGAGAAUCCAGUGUGGUUGUUCAACACGAUGCUCAUGUUUUGCUGCCGAACAAGGUAUUGUUCUUACUAAAUUCUGCCUAUUUCCAUUGUGUCUUGAAGAACUUAUCAAGAUAAACCGUUACUGCCCUCAAUCAAAAAAUCAAAAAAAGCAGAAGUAUUCAGUUAUUCUCGCUCUCCAAGUUUAAAGCAAAUCCCAGAAGGUGUUUGAGAAGUCGAAUUCUUCAACCGAUGUGCUCACUGAAGCUGAGAUUCUUCUGGAUUUUAUGAAUCCUUUUGGUGGG